This is a messenger RNA of Trypanosoma grayi, 729 nucleotides long. RefSeq lists its product as hypothetical. The record is from RefSeq and is a predicted model, not a curated record. NCBI's taxonomy places the organism in Eukaryota, Euglenozoa, Kinetoplastea, Trypanosomatida, Trypanosomatidae. Bases 1 to 729 code for a protein of 242 amino acids. The transcript has a single exon.
AUGAAUGCGGCGGAGAAUUGCGAGUUUGGCCCUUUUGCUGUCAUCAACGCAUCGACCUCUGUACAGUGUGGCCUUGGCGAGACUGCUGGUGGAACCGCAUCUCUAGGUGACAAUGAAACCAUGCUUCACGGCUGCAGUGUUGCAGUGCAUGUCAAAUUCCAGAUGAAAGAUGAGGUGAAUCGCCCUGCUGCCUCUCAGCGUCUCGAUGUGGUUGAGAAUGACACAUACCGUUUCUCCCUGCAGCUCCGCGCUUUUCGUGACAGUGUUGUGCAUUAUAAAGGGUUUGACCAGAACGGUUACAGCAUGUGCUGCAAUUUUAUUCAAGGCGCGGAGUGCUCCUGGGAAGGACGGCAACAAGGUGAAGAUGCACGGCUAAAGGAAGGGGCGGGGGGUGGCGUCUCAGGCAUUUCCACACGAAAAGAGCCCAGGAUUGUGUCGUGCCCACUUUAUCACGGGGUGGCGCGAGGGAGCACCUUCCAUGGCGUCGUAACGAAGCCGCUCCAUCGCCUCGCCAUCACGGAGUGGGAGGCCCGUUUGGAGUUUUGGCGUGGCGUGCAGCAGGACCGGGAGUUGUUGGGGCGGCUGCUGCUUCCCUUUCGUCUGACGGAGGAUGACGUGUCGUCGCUCAAUGACGCGGUAGCUGCAAUAUCUUUGACUGAUGGCCAUGCCAGUGGGGCACUGGUGGCGACUGAGAAUAAGGAGGUGGAGGGGGCGCAUGGGGAUUUGUAG